Messenger RNA from Coregonus clupeaformis (lake whitefish), 1801 nucleotides. Its product is annotated as C-C motif chemokine 8. Gene Ontology annotation, molecular function: CCR chemokine receptor binding; chemokine activity. The record is from RefSeq and is a predicted model, not a curated record. The transcript has 3 exons. The coding region runs from base 1 to 291 and encodes 96 amino acids. Gene Ontology annotation, cellular component: extracellular region. NCBI's taxonomy places the organism in Eukaryota, Metazoa, Chordata, Actinopteri, Salmoniformes, Salmonidae. Gene Ontology annotation, biological process: cellular response to tumor necrosis factor; neutrophil chemotaxis; cellular response to type II interferon.
AUGCUAGAUUACGGAGACGUAAUUUAUAGAUCGGCAGCUUUUGGACUGGAGUCAUCACCUGACAGCUGCUGUUUCAGCUUCUCCGAAAGUAGAGUGCCCUACAAGAAGAUCGACUCCAUCCAGAAGACUCACAGUGGAUGCCCCCUACCAGCAUUUGUGGUCAAAACUGUUGAGGGCAGAGUGAUUUGCUUCAAGUCGAGUGUGCCGUGGGUACAGAAAGCCUUCAACCGGGUCAAGCAGUCAGCAGCUGUGGCCAAAGGUAGCGGCAUUGGGGGUAGCAGUCAUCCUUGAUAGCCUCCUCAUCAUGACUCAAGACUCACAAGACUACUCCAUAAUCAACAUACAAGCAAAGGCAAAGAGUUUUAAUGUAGCUCACUGGAUGGCACCAAACUUUUGGUUAUUAUAAAUUAUUUCUUCAUGUUUUACUGUAUAUGUCCACUUUUUUUACUAUGAAAACCUUCUGGACUAUUUCUUAUAACACGUUUUAAGAGUAAGAGACUGACUGACAUGUUUAUCACUUAGAAUACAGCAAUUACUAUUUUGCAAUAUAUGGAAUUGGGAUAGGAGAGUGUUAGGAUGUACAUGCAUGUUUUUGUGUGUGUGAAUACUGUAUGUGAGAAUCCACUGCUUAAAUAAAAUGAGAGAAAACAUUUGACUUAAACAUAACCGUCUCAUCUUUAAUAUUAAUAAUGUACAGUUAGAUAGAGAGAACAGAUGAUAAUAAAAUGAAGAACCGAAUGAAGCUGAAAAGUGUACAUAUAAAAAACAACUCCUAAAGUUAUGACUACCUUUAACAGGGGUUUCUAGGAUAAGGGAUUGGUUAAAGUACUAUUUAGGAAAAGUUUGUUUCAGAACUUAGCUCAACUGAGCCUUUUACUGAGCAGUGUAGGUUGGGUCAAAGGUUUUCUUCUGUUAAUUCACAGGGAUUUUGAGUUUGUAUUCAGUUGUGAAGCAUAUAACAAUUUAGUCAUUUCCAUUAUGAAUGUGAACCAGAGAAUGAGUACAGAGGUUAGAUAUUAGAUGUGUGUAUGUGUCUGUGUCCCUUUUGCAUGUCUUCGAGUGCAUCUGUUAAGAUUCUACAGGUUUGCAAAAUCAAGACUAGGCUUAUGAACCACUUACUGUAAUGAUCCUACUGGGUUUAAGAAAUCUUAGUUCUCCAACCAUACAUACAUUAUAUAUUAAAAUAAAACUUGACGUUUCUCUGAGCGGUAAGGGUUUUGAGGUGCCACACAGUGUGGCUCAGUGUUAAGAGUCUCACCAUGCGUUUGGGGCAAACCCAUGCAUAUAGAGCUUUCGGCACAUUCUUUAGAACAAGGGACGAGACAGGGAGAGAGGACAAGGGAUAGAUAGGGCUUUAGGUUUAGGCCUUCCACAAAGUCCAUCACUUCACAAUAUAAAACAUCAUCAUAAUCACAGUUAUCAUUGGUUUUAGACACCCAUGCGAUUUGUGUAAUAUCAUCUAUAUAAUAGGGACAUGAUUAUCUACUUCAGUAUCCAGAUAAUGUUGCUAUGACUGUCAAUGUUCCUGUUACCGUUACAUGUGUUAUAUUAGUAAAAAUCGGAGGCAUGGUUCUGAUUUCAUUAUCAGGCAUUAUCUAGGACCUCAAACACAUAGUUUACAGUUAUACACACACAGGCACACACACAGACACACAUUUGAGAUAGGUCAUCCUCUUUCCUGAACCUGGCUUUUUCAUCUUGACUUGGCUUUUCACUGUCAUCAUUCCACACAAUUAUUUUCCUGUUUCUUGUACACUCCGACCUGACUCAAACCCUUAAUGAUCACCUACACCGACCCCCG